GUUGACAAGAGAAUGGGAACAAGAAGUCGUUGCUACUUCUUCGGCUUCGCUACCUUGUAAGAUCAAUUUAGUUAAAUGGAUCUUUAAGUCCUUCUACAGAUCACUAGAAGAGUUAAAGGAAAAUUUGGACCCGGAUUCUGAGGCAGACAAAAAGGUCAAGAAACUUCUUGAUUCCAAAAAGGUGGACAAGAAGAGGGUGGAAAGACUUUUAGCCGGGCCAAAAGUAGAAGAAGUCGUCGCCUCUCCUUCGGCCUCUAAAAAAAAAAAAAAACAAGCGACGAUGCGGCUUCGUCAGCUAGCCUCAGGAAAAGGAGCUACCAC
This is a messenger RNA of Dentiscutata erythropus, 321 nucleotides long. NCBI's taxonomy places the organism in Eukaryota, Fungi, Glomeromycota, Glomeromycetes, Diversisporales, Gigasporaceae. The record is from the annotation of a GenBank genome assembly.